AACACUAUCUCAAUUCACUUCUUGAAAAAUUGUUAAUUCUCCGAAUCGGCAACUUUCUUCAGUGCUCUGCUCAUCAUUUUCUUCGAUUCUCAACAGACGAGCGAGUGAGUGCGUACUGAGUCGAGCAAGAACAAAACGAUGUCGUUUAUAUCGAGAAGCGUGAAGGUGGCGCCUAACUCGAGAAGCCUAGAGGAGGCAAGGGGAAGGGUAUUCGAUUUCUUCAGAUUAGCGUGCAGAUCAAUUCCAAAAGUAAUGGACAUUUACAAUCUUCAAGAUGUCGUCACCAAGUCUCAGCUUCGAUCCAGCAUCGCUUCUCAGAUCCGUAUAAACUCUCAUGUCUCCAAUCCCAAGGUGAUUGAUAUGUUGCUUUUCAAAGGAAUGGAAGAGCUGAACAACAUUGUGGAGCAUGCAAAGCAGCGCCACCAUAUUAUUGGACAAUAUGUAGUGGGUGAACAAGGGCUUGUGCAGGAUUUGGACACUAAGGAUCAAGCGAUGUCUGACUUCCUCAAGAACUUCUAUAAGAGCAAUUACUUUUGAAAACUUGCAAUGCUUUAUGGAUGUCCCUCUCGUUAAUUUCCCUUUUGGGUAGCUGGACUUCCCAAAUAAUAAUAAACUUUUCUGAAUCUUCUGAUGGAUAAAUUACUUAUUGAAGCUUUUGUCCACUUUCCAGAACCAUUUUGUGAAUUCAUGUUAGAUUUCAUAAAUCAAGAAAUGUGUCUUCUCUUUUGCUGGAAA
Molecule: messenger RNA, 735 nt
Organism: Ricinus communis (castor bean)
Lineage: Eukaryota; Viridiplantae; Streptophyta; Magnoliopsida; Malpighiales; Euphorbiaceae
Product: NADH dehydrogenase [ubiquinone] 1 alpha subcomplex subunit 6
Exons: 2
Coding region: 139-537 (132 amino acids)
Biological process (GO): response to oxidative stress
Source: RefSeq, a predicted model, not a curated record